This is a messenger RNA of Paramecium pentaurelia, 2293 nucleotides long. Lineage: Eukaryota; Ciliophora; Oligohymenophorea; Peniculida; Parameciidae. The record is from the annotation of a GenBank genome assembly.
AUGAAUUUACUUCAAAGUCAAAUCAAAAUGGAUGAUUCAUUAGAAUAAAGAGUAUCACAAAUUUAACAAGGGCCUUAUUAACUAAAAUUAUUAUCUUUAAUAAUAUCUGUGAUCAUUGUUGGAAUGGUUUACUGUAUUUUGAUAUUAUAAAUGUUGAGAAAAUUAAAGUUUCAGAUUUAUAUUGUAUGAAAAACAAAAUAAAAUAAUAUGGUUGUAUAGCAGCUAAAUCAAAUGAUAAUUUGGAAGGUAAAAUGUUAAUUGAUCAAUCAACUUUUAUUUCUAACGAUGGAAGUUUAGGAUCAGGUAUUUAUGUCUAAAAUUUAAGAAUUCUUAUAUCAAAUUCUUAUAUUAUUAAGAAUACAGCAUCUCAGAAAGGAGGUGGUAUAUAUUUUGAAUUGAGUGAUUAUAACUUUAAAAUAUCAUCUAAAGCUAUUUGUAAUAAUUAAGCAGAUAAAGCAGGUGGAUUAUAUUUGAGUGGAAAUAACAGAUUAAAUCAAAAUAAUUUUAUUUAUUCUCUACUCAUAAAAAUUAUGCUUAAUAAUUUUCGAAUAAUUUAAAUGAAUCACCAUCAAGAUUAUCAUUAUUUCUUAAUCAUAUAGAAAUGGUUUCUCAAUAAGAAACAAUUGAACAUCAUCCUGUAUAAUUUUUAAUAUUAAAACCAUAUAAAAUCAUAUCGUAAGAUCGUUAAGUAUAUGCAUAAUUUUUAUUUGUUCCAAGCGGUCAAUAAAUAUCAAAAUAUCAACUUUAUAAUCCUAAGCUUUUGAAUUAUUAAUCUUAUAUUCAUGAUAUUAGGAUUUUGUUUAAAAAUAGUUUGAAUGAACAACAAAAUAACUUUUUCAACACUUCUUGUAAUAUAAUACAAUAAUUAUUUGAUAUAUAAAAAUAAACAGUAAUGGAAUCAACCCAAAUAUCAAAAAUAAAUUUUGAGAAUGAAACAAAAAGUUUUAACUUAGGUGUUUUAGAUUUUAUUAUGGAUCCUUUUGAGCAAGAUGACAAAAUUUAAGAAAUUUUAAUUAAUUGUAAAACAAAUUAUUAUGAUGAGAGUUUAGCAUAUUUAAUGAGAGCUAAAGCCUUUCUCUGUUAAUUAGGGGAGUUUUAUAUUUCCUCAAGUUGCCAAUAAUGUUAAUCAGAAUAAGGAUUUUAUUCAGUCACAUAUAAUGCAACAAAAUGUUCAAUUUUUGAUAAAAAUAAAUUUGAAGCAAUUGCAUCGAAUUAAAUUCUAUUAAAAAUUGGUUAUUGGAGACCACAUUACAGUUCUGAUGAUGUAGAAUUAUGUUAUAAAAACCAAUAUCUUUGUUAAGGAGGUGGGGUGUUAAUAAAGAUUUAUGUUUUAAGGGACAUUUAGGAGAACUUUUUGAAGAAUGCGAUAGAUUUAAUAUAAGAGGUGAUGGAUAAUUUUUUUUAAAUUAAUAAUCAGUAGAAUGUGAGCAAUGUUAGGAUGCUACCAAGAGGUUAAUAGCAUUUUUUUUAAUUUCAAUAUGGUAUUGCAAAUAUUAAUAAAUAAUAGGGCACUAUUAACUAUCGGCAGUAUUGAAAAAUCAAAUAUAUUAUUUGCAUAACUUAAACUUAGAUAAAAGUUUGCUCAUAUUUUAUUCAAACUGAAUUAAGGUAUUAAUUUAUUUAUAUUAAAAUAUUUAGAUCAUGAAAGUAUUUUAUUUAAAUUAUUUCUUAAUUAUUUAUGGAAAUUUUCACUCAUCUUUACAUUUAAUAUUAAAUUAACCAUAUCUUUAGGUAUUUUUAAAUAAUCAAAUGAUAUUUCAUAUUUUAUGACCAAUUUUUUUGAAUGUUUUUUGUCUGAAAUUUAAGAGAUAGAAUUAAUUUAUAGUAGAAUCAUAGUUAUGUUAGUUCUUAUGCUUUAUUAAAUAUUAGUAAUCUUUAUUGGUUUUAAAAUUUUUUCAAUAAUUAAAAACACUAAAUUCAAAAGCCUAAUUAUUUCAAUUACUAUCUUAUAAAUGUAUGUACAAAUUUAUGCUUCUUUACUUAAUCAGUAAUAAUAUUUAUUUUUUAUAAUUAGAUUUUUUUCUAUUUUAGUUGUUAGAUAGAUUUCAAAUAUAAAAUACAUAUCAGGUGAUGUAUCAUUACUGUAUGGAUCUAAAAAUCAUAUUUCUUGGAUAUAUGGAUUUUCAAUACCUGGAUCUUGCUUAAUUGGAUUCAUUUUACCCUUAUUAAUAUUUUUGAUUUUGUACAUAAAUAGAGAUUAACAUGAUAAAAUAAAGUUUCGAAGACAUUUAGGAUAUUUAUUUAAUGAAUAUACUUAAAAUAGCUAUUUUUGGGAAAUUAUAAAAUUAUGGAA